Molecule: messenger RNA, 1451 nt
Organism: Suillus paluster
Lineage: Eukaryota; Fungi; Basidiomycota; Agaricomycetes; Boletales; Suillaceae
Exons: 18
Coding region: 285-1451 (388 amino acids)
Source: RefSeq, a predicted model, not a curated record
CCCGAAUCAUGCCCGUAAGGUUUUACAGACCUUGGCCGAAUAGCCGCGCUGGAUUUGGAAAGUAGUUGUCAAACGGUUGGCCACCGUCACUUCACCGUCUCGCACUUGUCUGUAAAUCUGUCAAUCUAUGGAAGGAUUCUGUCGUAGAUUAGCCGAUGUCGAGCGGCCAAACUUUUACAGACAACUUGUUUGUGUAAAUUCUUACGGGAAGUCACUCAGUGUGAGCAUUGAGAAUGCUGUGAGCAAGGUUAUCAGAUAUCGCCGGCGACUGUGCCUAGCAAUGAAUGGUUCUCAUGUCACAUGCAAAUGAUCCCUACACUGAUGUUAAAUUUUCGACAGGAUAUAUAGUCAUUCCUACUGGCCGAAUGAGUUCAACUUCAGUCAACAUUAAAAUGUCUUCCUCAACGCAGGACUUCCUACACAUCGACGUCGGGAACACGCUGGGGGCACUUUUUAUUGGGGUCACCCUUGCAGCAGUCCUCUUUGGUCUGAGUAAUGUGCAAGCUUUCAUCUACUUACAGGCGUGCAGGGGGUUAUCAUUCCAUAAGUUGGCUGUCAUCUGGCUUUGUAUACUUGAUGCUCUGCACCUGGCCUUGAUCGUCCAUUCCGUCUAUUUUUAUUUGGUGACCAACUACGCGAAUAUCAGUGCGCUCACAGAACUUGUAUGGAGCUUCAAACUUCAGUUAGUCAUCGAUGUUGUACUCAUCUACAGUGUACAAGCUAUGUAUGCUUAUCGCAUAUGGAUAUUCAGCAAGGGCCGAUCAAAAAUUCUCCCUAUCAUAGUGUGGAUAAUCGUGGUACUGGUUUCAGGUCCUGCCAUUGGUAAGGGUUCAGUGGUACUCUUGUUGUUGAUUCAUCAUUUUCACCUCACGGUAGUCACUGCUUGGAGCAUAUAUCGGUGCCAUGUGUUCACGGAUUUGAUUAAAAUCGAGUGGGUGACAUUUAUGGCUUUCGGAACGACUACUUUCCUCGAUCUCGUUGUUGCAUCAUCGCUAUGCUAUCUCCUCGCUACCUCCCGUACCGGGUUCUCUAGCACCGACUCAUUCGUAAAAAAGCUCAUGGGCUACACCAUCAAUACUGGCUGCCUGACGAGUAUAGUUUCAAUCACAGUUAUGGUUACAUGCGCAAUUAUGCCGCGCAACUUCAUCUUUCUCAGUGUUGAAUUUUUAGUGACCAAAUUAUAUGUCAACUCGUACCUCGCGCUCCUGAACGCGCGAUACUACUUGGGGGUUGGCGCAGACACUAGUAUUGAUUGUUCUGGAUUCCAUAUGCCCCACAGCGUGUACAGCCCGGAGCUGCACAGGGGGGCAUCGCAAGAUGGGGAACUCCAGGCAUCUCAAAAGAACAUGUUUCAAUAUACCCACGAUGAAGUAGUGCAUCCUACUCGAUCUGUCAAGCCACAGCAGCCGAUUGAGGAGGCGGUGGAGAUGAAUUCUUUUUCGUCAGCGUGA